Molecule: messenger RNA, 805 nt
Organism: Carassius auratus (goldfish)
Lineage: Eukaryota; Metazoa; Chordata; Actinopteri; Cypriniformes; Cyprinidae
Product: immunoglobulin kappa light chain-like
Exons: 4
Coding region: 1-603 (200 amino acids)
Source: RefSeq, a predicted model, not a curated record
AUGAGCGACUCCUUCAUUCUCCACAUCCAGCUUCAGUCGCUCGCAUCUGCAUCUGCUCUGCUUUGUAAACCUGGAGAAGCUCCUAAACUCCUGAUUUACUGGGCAAGCAGACUCCAGUCAGGAACUCCAUCUAGAUUCAGUGGCAGUGGAUCUAACAGUGAUUUCACUCUGACCAUCAGUGGAGUCCAGACUGAAGAUGCUGGACAUUAUUACUGUAAGCCUGGACAUGUAUUCGACAGCAGAAAUGUCCGGACUUUCGGCAGCGGCACCAAACUGGAUGUUGGCAGCGUCACUCGUCCUAAAGUGAGCGUCCUGCCGCCCUCCAGUGCAGAGAUCUCCUCAAAGAAGACAGCGACACUGGUGUGUGUGGCCAGCAAGGGCUUCCCGUCAGACUGGAGCCUGAGCUGGAAGGUGGACGGGAGCAGCAGGUCUCAGGAGAGCAGCGCUGGGCUCCUGGAGAAGGACGGUCUGUACAGCUGGAGCAGCAGCCUGACUCUCUCUGAGCAGGAGUGGAUGGAGAGCGUCUCAGUGAGCUGUGAGGCCACACGGAGCGGUCAGCCUGCGCUCACUGGACACGUGACGAGACAGCAGUGUUCAGAGUAGAUCUGCUGCUCUUCUCACUCAUGUCUCACAUGGAGACUAACAGCACAUGAGCGACUCCUUCAUUCUCCACAUCCAGCUUCAGUCGCUCGCAUCUGCAUCUGCUCUGCUUUGUGUGCUUCAUACAAGAACAUAUGUGUCUGCUUUAUCAUUCAGUUAUGAUGCUAUUACAAUUCAGUCAAUAAAUAAAAUACAAUAGUAACUU